UAUGAUUGCAUAAGUUGGGCAUUGAUUUAUACAGAGAUAGGAAUCUGGCGCCGCGUGUGAUUGUCAUGGUCGAAAGGGAAGCCACGUCUGGGGCGUCGAAGUCAUGGGCACCGGCAGUGGGAGGCAUUCUGAUAGCUUCCUUCGUCGGCGUGUGUGUCCAGAUAAUGUUCUUCUCGCCCAUAUCCCCAGACCCAGUUCUUGAAUUGCCUUCUGCCAGCUCCUCCUUUCCCGCACUCAACAACGAGUUGCAGAAGCUAAGUAAACUGGGAGAGGGCUUUCUGAAGGGUCCGGAAGAUGUUUGUGUGGAUUCAUCGGCAGGUAUUGUAUAUACCGCUACCAGAGACGGCUGGAUCAAGCGAAUCCAUCCCAACGGAUCUUGGGAGAAUUGGAAGAACACCCACUCCCAAACUCUGCUUGGACUCGCCCAAUCCCCAUCCAAGGACGGCGGAAUCCUCGUUUGUGAUACUCAAAAGGGCAUCCUUAAGGUGAAGGAUGAUGGGUUCUCUGUUAUUGUUUCUUCACAUGUGAACCAAACCAGAAUUAUAAGCUUUCCAGACGACGUGGUGGAGGCGGCAGAUGGCAGCCUUUACUUCAGCGAUGCAAGCGCUAAAUUUGGACUGCACAAUUGGUAUCUGGACUUUCUGGAAGCGAAACCUCAUGGUCGCCUCCUUAAGUACGACCCUUCCUCAAACCGAGUAUCCACCCUUCUCGAUGGUCUCCGUUUUGCCAACGGCGUUGCUCUCUCCGCAGACCAACGCUAUGUGGUUGUCUGCGAAAGCUUCAAAUAUAGAUGCGUCAAGUAUUGGGUGAAGGGGGAGAAGGAAGGGGAAACGGAAAUAUUGAUCGACAAUCUUCCGGGAUCGCCAGACAACAUAAACCUGGGUCCGGACGGGUCGUUUUGGAUCGCUGUGAUCCAGCCGGUUCGUGAUGGGUGGGAGUGGUUUGUGAGGUGUAAGAUGGGAAGGCACAUUCUGGCGAGUUUUCCGAGUAUGUAUGAGCUGCUUGUCAGCGGCGUAGGGCAGAAAGCGACGGUGAUCAAAGUGGGGGCGGAUGGGAGGAUUAUUAGGAGACUGGACGAUCCUGAUGGGUGUUAGAAUUGGUCAAUCCAUUAGAAUAGCUUG
Molecule: messenger RNA, 1121 nt
Organism: Cucurbita maxima (winter squash)
Lineage: Eukaryota; Viridiplantae; Streptophyta; Magnoliopsida; Cucurbitales; Cucurbitaceae
Product: protein STRICTOSIDINE SYNTHASE-LIKE 4-like
Exons: 4
Coding region: 66-1094 (342 amino acids)
Biological process (GO): biosynthetic process
Molecular function (GO): strictosidine synthase activity
Source: RefSeq, a predicted model, not a curated record